Molecule: messenger RNA, 3555 nt
Organism: Glycine soja
Lineage: Eukaryota; Viridiplantae; Streptophyta; Magnoliopsida; Fabales; Fabaceae
Product: receptor-like protein kinase HSL1
Exons: 2
Coding region: 168-3200 (1010 amino acids)
Biological process (GO): protein phosphorylation; hormone-mediated signaling pathway
Cellular component (GO): plasma membrane
Molecular function (GO): protein kinase activity; ATP binding; protein binding
Source: RefSeq, a predicted model, not a curated record
AGUUCUCAACUUUUCAGGCCGGGAAAACCAAACUUUGAACUUCAGAGUUUCAAACCGCAAUACAUGAAAUCAUCUUCAUCCUCUCUAACAAAUAAGCUUCUUUUCUUUUCAACUUACACACAAGCACAUACACACUUCAAACCAGGGAAAAAAACUGAAUCACCCAGAUGGAACUAUUCACCUCAUCAUGUCUUAAAUUUCUAUUUCACUCUCUUGUGAUCUUAUUCGUCCUCUUUAACCAUGCAAAUUCUCAGUCUCAGUUGCAUGAUCAAGAACGUGCAACUUUACUGAAGAUAAAGGAAUACCUUGAAAACCCUGAAUUCCUUAGUCACUGGACUCCAUCAAGCUCCUCUCACUGCUCAUGGCCAGAGAUAAAAUGCACCUCCGAUGGCUCAGUCACUGGAUUGACUUUGUCCAACAGCAGCAUCACUCAAACCAUACCCUCUUUCAUAUGUGACCUCAAAAACCUCACAGUUGUUGAUUUCUACAACAAUUACAUUCCCGGGGAGUUCCCAACAACUCUCUACAAUUGCUCCAAGUUGGAGUACCUAGACCUGUCCCAGAACAACUUUGUUGGUAGCAUCCCUCAUGACAUUGACAGACUCUCUAAUUUACAGUAUCUCAGCCUUGGUUACACCAAUUUCUCUGGUGAUAUUCCUGCAAGCAUUGGAAGGCUAAAGGAACUCAGAAAUCUUCAAUUUCAAAACAGUCUUUUGAAUGGAACAUUCCCUGCUGAGAUUGGCAACUUGUCCAAUCUUGACACCUUGGACUUGUCCUCUAACAACAUGCUCCCUCCUUCGAGGUUGCACGAUGACUGGACCCGGCUGAACAAGUUGAAGUUUUUUUUUAUGUUUCAGUCCAACUUGGUUGGGGAGAUCCCUGAAACCAUUGUAAACAUGGUGGCUUUGGAGAGAUUGGAUCUAUCGCAAAACAAUUUGAGUGGACCGAUUCCUGGCGGUUUGUUCAUGCUGGAGAAUCUGAGCAUAAUGUUUCUUUCUAGAAACAAUCUUUCAGGGGAAAUACCUGAUGUGGUUGAAGCAUUGAAUUUGACCAUCAUUGAUCUCACUCGGAAUUUCAUCUCAGGAAAAAUACCAGAUGGUUUUGGAAAGCUCCAAAAGUUAACUGGUUUGGCUUUGUCUAUUAAUAACUUGGAAGGGGAGAUACCAGCAAGCAUAGGACUUCUUCCAUCUCUGGUAGAUUUUAAAGUGUUUUUCAACAAUUUAUCAGGUAUUCUUCCUCCUGAUUUUGGUCGCUACUCAAAGCUUGAAACAUUUUUGGUUGCAAAUAAUAGUUUUAGUGGAAAGCUACCAGAGAACUUAUGCUAUAACGGUCACUUGCUUAAUAUAUCUGUGUAUGAAAAUUAUCUGAGUGGGGAAUUGCCACAAUCACUUGGGAAUUGUAGUAGCCUCAUGGAACUGAAAAUCUAUAGCAAUGAGUUUUCUGGUAGCAUUCCUAGUGGUCUUUGGACUUUAAACUUGUCAAAUUUCAUGGUGAGUCAUAAUAAGUUCACCGGUGAGCUUCCUGAGAGAUUGUCCUCAAGUAUUUCGCGCUUGGAGAUAGAUUACAAUCAAUUUUCUGGUAGAAUUCCAACUGGGGUAUCUUCAUGGACUAAUGUGGUAGUGUUUAAAGCCAGUGAGAACUACCUUAAUGGGAGUAUUCCAAAAGAGUUAACAGCUCUUCCCAAGCUAAAUAUUUUAUUGCUUGAUCAGAACCAGCUCACAGGGUCACUUCCGUCAGAUAUAAUAUCAUGGCAGUCCCUUGUAACUCUAAAUUUGAGCCAAAACCAACUCUCUGGACAUAUCCCAGAUUCAAUUGGUCUGUUACCUGUCCUUACGAUACUUGACCUGUCAGAAAAUCAAUUGUCUGGUGAUGUUCCUUCUAUACUUCCCAGACUCACCAAUCUCAAUCUAUCCUCCAAUUAUUUGACAGGGAGGGUUCCAAGUGAAUUUGACAAUCCUGCUUAUGACACCAGCUUUUUGGACAAUUCUGGCCUCUGUGCUGAUACCCCGGCACUGAGCCUCAGAUUGUGCAAUUCUAGCCCUCAAAGCCAAAGCAAGGACUCAUCUUGGUCUCCUGCUUUGAUUAUAAGCCUUGUGGCAGUGGCCUGCUUGCUGGCUUUGUUGACAUCACUCUUGAUCAUCAGAUUUUACAGAAAAAGAAAGCAAGUAUUGGAUAGAUCAUGGAAGCUCAUUUCCUUCCAAAGGCUGAGUUUCACUGAAUCAAACAUAGUGUCAUCACUGACAGAAAAUAAUAUUAUUGGCAGUGGCGGAUAUGGUGCAGUAUACCGUGUUGCAGUUGAUGGUUUAGGCUAUAUUGCUGUGAAGAAGAUUUGGGAAAACAAGAAGUUAGAUAAGAAUCUUGAGAGCUCAUUUCACACUGAAGUUAAGAUAUUGAGCAACAUUCGCCACAGAAACAUUGUGAAAUUGAUGUGCUGUAUCUCUAAUGAGGACUCUAUGCUCCUUGUCUAUGAGUAUGUGGAAAACCGUAGCCUUGACAGGUGGCUGCACCGGAAGAAUAAGUCAUCAGCUGUGUCAGGUUCAGUCCAUCAUGUUGUCCUUGAUUGGCCAAAGAGAUUGCAUAUAGCCAUUGGAGCUGCACAAGGUUUGAGCUACAUGCAUCAUGAUUGCUCACCACCUAUUGUUCAUCGAGAUGUGAAAACAAGUAACAUUCUUUUGGAUUCUCAAUUCAAUGCAAAAGUUGCUGAUUUUGGUCUGGCUAGGAUGUUAAUGAAGCCAGGGGAACUUGCCACCAUGUCAUCUGUGAUCGGCUCAUUUGGCUAUAUAGCUCCAGAAUAUGCUAAAACAACUCGAGUCAGCGAAAAGAUUGAUGUGUUCAGCUUUGGAGUUAUCCUAUUAGAACUGACAACUGGUAAGGAAGCUAAUUAUGGUGAUGAGCACUCAUCUCUUGCAGAGUGGGCGUGGCGCCACCAGCAGUUAGGAAGCAACAUAGAAGAGCUGCUAGACAAGGAUGUCAUGGAAACCAGUUACUUGGAUGGAAUGUGUAAGGUUUUCAAACUAGGGAUCAUGUGCUCUGCAACACUUCCUUCUAGUAGACCUUCCAUGAAAGAGGUUCUACAAAUAUUGCUUUCUUGUGAAGAUUCAUUUUCCAAAGGAGAGAGCAUUAUUGGCCACUAUGAUGAUGUUCCCCUUCUCAAAAAUUCAAAAAGAGAGCAUAAGUUGGAUAUUGAUAAUGAUAGCUAGCUAGAUUGGUAUUGUGUUGAGGUUGGAUAUUGCUGAUUAGUGUGACUAACCAACUUAGCUUCCAUGGAGAUUAUUGCCAAUUCUGGAAUUGAAGUCAGUGAAACAUAGCCACAGGAUUAUAGAUUUAGAAUAUCAGUACUAUAGAAUGCAUGAAAAGUGACACAAGAUAUAAGUACUUCUUUUUGGUAUGUGAGAUUAAUCCUCAGGCUUGGUGAUUAGGUAUCAGGAUUCCAAUUAAUCAAAAUCCAUAACAGAAUUUCUCAAGUACUUUGUAAAUUGUAACUACUCUUAGCUGCAUAGUCCUUAAUACUUUCUUUUUGGGAUCACAAUCUCCCAAUGGAAAUUUUGCGUCAUA